Molecule: messenger RNA, 8857 nt
Organism: Folsomia candida
Lineage: Eukaryota; Metazoa; Arthropoda; Collembola; Entomobryomorpha; Isotomidae
Gene: Piezo
Product: piezo-type mechanosensitive ion channel component
Exons: 42
Coding region: 1866-8732 (2288 amino acids)
Source: RefSeq, a predicted model, not a curated record
GUUUUGUCGGGAGGUGAACUUAUUUUUUUAUUACGGGAGUCAUCUCGAAGUAUGGAAUAUCAGAAAAACGGAGCUACGGCAGCAGCAACAGCGACGUCCGAACCGGGUUCCAAACUGCUUAUAUUAUUAUUAUUACAUUUAACAUACGGCGACGAGGGAGCGUUAUAUAAUCAAGGAUUCUACACCAAAAAAUAAAUGCAACAUCCGCAUGCUGCAUGCAUGCAUACAUACAUUUAUGCAUACUCGAUCGGGUUUUUUAGCAUGGAAUUCUUGUCCAAGUGGUGUUUGUAACGUAAUAGUUAGUCAGUUGUGGAAGAGCUGCUAAAAGGAUUGGAUAUCCUCCCACAUUUUGAGUGGAUGGAUAGCAUUGUAAAAGAUAAACAAGAAGCAAGCUUUGUAGUAAUAUAUUCAUCAAUAUAUGUACAGUGCCAAACCACUGCUUGACUUACUUGGCUUGAUUAUGCACAAAAACCAAGCAGUACUAAUGUAAUAACGUAUCUGCAGAAGUUGUAUGUGUCAGUUACUUUUACAGACUUGUCUUUAGUGCAGCUAUUACGUAUCCCAGUUCCAGAUUUCUUCAUGUGUCAGCUGGAUUGUAAGAUCAGUUGUAAUUGCAGAGAGCUUGACUUAAGAUCUCUUUAUGGCUAGUGAAAAUAAUCCUAUGCAUAUAACGUGGAAGACUUUAAAAGUGUUUGUGAAACUUCUGGGGACAAUUAUUUUAGGAGAAUAAUGCGUAAAAUGCAUUAUGCAUUUCAGAGUCUGAAAUUCAGACAGAGCAGCAGCAGGAGACUCCGAGUUUUGGCUUGGUACAAGUAACGCAACACCAAGGAUGACAAAACACUAUUAAAAAAGUUAUGAAAUAAAAAACAUAAAAUUGAGUUGUGACAAAAAUGCUAUUUAAAAUGCAAAUUAACAUCUAGCUCAAUUUACACUAGCAUAUGAAACAUGUAUUAAAAUCUCUUAAUCUUUGUUACCGUCGUCAUAAAUGUGUUUAUUCUUCUGCUCACGUGAAUCUGAAUCAACAAUACAUAAUGUUUCUUUUAACAUCAUGCAGUGUAUGUAUAAUUGACUUGAAUUGAGUGCAACCUAUGCUGCAUAGAUAAUAAUAAUAAUAAACUUUCCGUGCUGUUUCUACUGUAAAAUUUAAAUUAUUAACUAACAUCAAAAAUAUUAGUGAUUUUAAAAUUCAAGUGCAACAAUACUUGUAGUGGGGAGAAGAAUACAUUUCAGGAUUGAUACUAUCCUUCUGAUGUGCAGAAAGACCUAGACAGAGGCAAAUAUGGUAUGAAUUAUGAAUCAAUGUGAGUUGUAUAUCAAGAUCUUGUCGACUUUUGGUGAAAGCAAGGCUCAGCCACUCAACUUUCUAUCCUCUUAUUUUGCUACCUCUCUCGGUCGUCGUCUUUGCACUGAUAUGGGAACCCUUGUUGUAAAACGCGAUAACAAUAACAAUCAGGAGGCUGCGAGAACAAGAGGAGACGACGACGGGAAGAAAUGGUUCAUGGUUUGACAUUUUGGAAUUAUUACCCACCUUGUGAAAGCACAAACUUUCCCCUUGCUUUCCUUCCCUUGUGAAUGUGAAUCAUCAAUUUUUUCACCACCACCACCACCACCCGCAUCAUUAUCAACAGACGGGAACGUCCAUCGACCUGAUUCCAGAGAUUCAUUCAUGACUAUGAACGACGACUGACUACCAUUUUCAUAGUUCAUAAUCUACAAGAAAAUCUGGUAUUUAAGGAUAAGUCGAAGGAGAAGAGCAUCCGCAUUUAUUCCAAUCACGCUUCUUCAGCUCAUAACGCUAUUAAAGGUCCAAUCGGUGAGAAAGGAUGAAGGGCUGCUCAAAGUGCUCGAGCCCCACAGCAUAGGAAAUGCCGAGUAUUGGAAGUGGGGAGCAGGGCGGCGUGGGGGGAGUGGUUCGGAUCAUCGGGGCGAAAGAGGAACCUCCCAUCUCGGCCAUCCUCCUCAUCCGCGUCUUUCUCCCCGUCGUCCUCGUCGCGUGUUCCAUUGUUCGUCCAUGCGCUUCAUCUUUCCUUUACCUUCUCUUGUAUUUGUGUCUUCCGUUUGUUGGGAUAAAGUUGAGAGGAUACUUAAGAAUUCUUUUGGUACUUACAACCCUCGCAAUUUUGAGCCAAUUUGUCUUCCAAAUUGUUUUGCUCUCACUUCCUCCGUAUGGAUAUUUCCUGGAUGAAAUACAAAUUUUCCAAUAUGGAUGUAAAAAUAUCACGAUGGGCACACUCUUUCAGCAAUUUUCCCUCAUUCCCUUAUCCGCCCUGAAUGCCCUGGACAUCAUGCGAUGGGUACUUCCGGACCUUGUCCUAUUUGCAGCUACAACCUGUGUGUACUACUACACCCACAAUAAGACGUACACCAAACCCAAACGAUUGUUCAAAUCAGUGUACAAAAAGUUUGGCAGCUAUGUCACCUUGACCUUAUUUUUGGUCACGGCAGCGCUCGAACCAUCCAUAAUAAACUCGGCGUACUAUCUAAUUUUUCUCUUUGGGUGUACUGCCUGGUCACUCAACAUCUUCUCAAAGCGGAUUCUCAUCUUCCUCUUUGCAAUUGGAAGCUUCAACGCUUUCCUCCAAAUACUGGCCACGUAUGUUUAUCAGAUCAGUCUCGGGAGGCUCUUUAUAGAUUUCAAUUUUAACAUGAGGUUGCUGGGGCUGGUGGAUUUUGUAGAGUACGAUUGCACCAAGGAUGACCGCGUUCUCGUCAUAAAUGACAAUCUAAAAUUAAGCACAUGGCUGAGCCCUGUCGCUAUCCUGCUCCUCUUUCACCUCACAGUGUAUCAGAUUUACUUUCUCCUGAGAAAGGAUCCGCCCGAGGGUCAUUAUAAACGUAGACGCGCCGGUAGUGAACGUGUACCUCUUAUGGUGUCUGGAGAGAAUAAUUAUGGCUCCAUUAUUGAGCAACAGCAGCAGCAUCAACCACCACCUCAGAGUAGCUCAAGGCCUCCGUCAACAAUUACUACCGCGUCCACAAAACAUCUCCAGCUCUUCACCACCGCCCUUUUGAAGACAUUAAAUCUCUUUAUAAAAUCCAGCUACAUUGGAACCAAUAUCAUAAUGAUGGCAUGGUCAAUCACCUAUCAUUCAUGGUUGACCUUCAUUCUCCUCAUUGCGGCCUGUUUGCUCUGGAUGUUCCCAAAUCAGAGACGGGCGAUGUUACUUUCAUCCCCGAUAUUGGUCAUUUAUGCGGAAAUCUUGCUGCUUAUCCAAUAUGUGUACUGCUUGCAAUACGACUUUCCUAAAUUCAUUGAUGGAAUUAAUCUAACCGAAAUAGGGUUGGCGAAGGAUCCCAACUGCUUUAAGGCCAUUAUGGUCAAGAGUUGUUAUGCCGUAAUGUUCUGGAUCACUCUUCGUCAAUAUGUUACCGAAAAGACUACGACUUCUAGUCUCAUUGAGAAUGCGGCACAAGAAUCCUUCCGCGUUGUGGUAUCAAAUCAACCAGCAGAGCUUAUAGUCAAAGGGAAGGAACACUGGUUGAAGAGCAUUUUGAUAAAGCUAUGGAUUUGGGUGGUUGCCAUUAUGCUGUUCAUUAUAGGACUUGGAGGGGGAGAUAAAGUGGUUUUGUACAGAAUCGUGUACAUGGCUCUGUUUCUUGUGUUCAUUAUCACAUUCCAGCUGUCCUACAAUUGCUGGCGCAGAAUGUUGUAUUCGUUCUGGCUCACCGUCAUCAUUUAUUCAAUGCUCGUUUUGGUACUUAUCUACACUUAUCAAUUUGAGGAUAUUCCACAGUAUCUGAAUAAAACUGGGAUACCUGAACAACUACAAAAAGAUAUUGGACUUGAAAAAUUUGAUACUGGGGACUUAUUCGUUCGACUUCUCACACCAACAUUUUUCCUAAUCAUCACUGUAAUUCAGCUUCACUAUUUUCACAAAGAUUUCCUCAAAAUAUCAGAAAUUAUUGGGCAUGCAGCAGAAGAAGCUCCGCCCGAAGAAAUCAUCGUGGAAGACAACAAGAACUUUACUAAAUCUAUUAAGCUCUAUGCAAAAAUCAUGUACAAAAAAGCUGUUCUGGUUUACAAAGUGGGAUCUGAAAUAUGUUGGAAGUUGUUGGAAAUCCACAUUGGCAAAAUUGUCAUCACCUCCGUUUUCAUUCUGAGUGUCUUUGAUAAAAGUUUGCUACACUUUCCGCUCUGCAUUUUUGCAGUGAUUGCAACGGUUUCGUUGCAGACAAUGUUAAUUCACCUUUGCUCCAUUUACAUUUGUAUCUUGUUCCUGCUAAAGAUGAUUUACCAGAUAGACUACAUUGAACACUCUGCAUACAAUAAUGAUGGGUGCAACGCUACACAGCAAAAUGACGCUGAAUGGUUGGGAUUCUUUAAGAUUGAUGGGGAAAGAUUUAACUCACUCAUAUCCAUCCUUAGCGGAUAUAUUGGCUUGAUUGCAAUUUUAACGCUCCAAGGAGUUAUAAAGAUUCGUCGUCAAUUUCGACGCAGAGCUGCUGGCACUGAUAACAUUGUGUUCCCAAACAUUACACGUCCAGAUGCAGACAAAGGAUUGAUUCCAAUGGUCCAGUUCCUUGUAAACUAUAUUUUUCAUAAAUUUGGUGUCGAGACCACACUAGUAACAUUGGUUCUAGUAAUUGGAACACGCCUCGACUUUUUUUCUGUUUUAUACUCUGCUUGGCUCGUCCCAAUGUUUUGGAUGAGCCGAAAGCAACUCCAAUUUAAAAUUUGGAUGCCAUUCAUAACUUUUUUGACAAUACUGCUUCCCCUGCAAUAUCUCUCUAGUGUCGGAAUUCCGCCGUUUUUGUGUGUUGAUUACCCGUGGACUCCGCUGGAUCCCGAACUUAAGGGGUGGUUGUUCUUACCAGACUUUGUAGCACCUCCGGACAUUUCAAGACUUGUCCCGGAUUUUAUACUCCUCCUAAUAUGCACUUGCCAGCAUAAAGUGUUCCGAGCUGAAGAAGCUUUGGAGGGCGAGGCUGGAUCAAAUGAUGAAAUUUUAUCAAACACGGUAGAAGGAAAUCUUAAUCCAACCCCGGAUUUCCUUUCCACAAGUCACACCGUCCGUGAAGAACAAAAAACGCUCAACAGUAUCAAAAAGUCGGUCUUGCUCUCCUUCUACUGGCUCACUCUGGGCAUUAUAUUUCUCACGGGGACUAAUCGAGUGAACUUAUUUGCUCUUGGAUAUCUCGUGGGAAGUUUCAUCUUUCUCUGGGAAGGGAAUGAGUUUUAUCUUCGAGAGAAAGUUGACAUUAUCAAGCGAUGGAAUAUUCUUCUGUCUUAUAAUGUUUUCGUCAUCUGCAUCAAGUGUUUAUUACAACUCGUGGGUUGCGUAUUCUUGCCUGCGUUGCAGUACAACUUUUGUUGGCUCAUUCAACUGUUUGGAAUUGCUUGUCUUAACAAAUUCAAGAGUGAAAGUUCCUACGAAAUCAACAGAGGUCUCUUGGACGGGUCAAGCAAUCAACAGUGUGAUGUACCGCAUGAUGAAGCAGGAAUGGUGUGGGACGGCAUCACGUUCGCCUUUCUCAUUCUUCAGCGAAGAAUAUUCUUCAGCUACUACUUUUUCCACAUUCGUGCGGAAACUGAAGUUCAAGCUAAAUUAGCCUCCAGAGGGGCCGAACUAAUCGAGGAACUCAUGCAAAACCAAAUCCGCCAACAGGAAGAAGUCGAAAAACAAGUAUUGGAAAAGAUCAAGAUGAAAAUGGACCGAAUUAAAGCAACACAUGACAAGCAAAAUAAUAAGGAUAACCAUUUCGACGCAAUCCGCUCAGGAGAUUAUUACAUGUUCAACAAUGAGGACGAUAACAUUGGCAUGAUUGAUGACGAGGAGGACAAGGAGGACGACGAAGAAGUUGCAAACAAAAGACAUUCUUCUGGAGUUACUAUUAGCGAGUUGAUGAGCACUGCAUUGAAAACCGGGGAUGUUGCUGCUGCUGCUACAAGGAAACGUUCCUUCCUUCGAAAAGCGUCUCGUGCAUCGGUGGGGGAAGAAGAUGAAAUUGCAGAGGAAGAAGACGACGGAGGAGAAGCACAAGGAAAAAAGCCCACAGUUUGGAAACGCCUUUAUGGUUAUAUGCGAUUCAGUUGGGCUCUGGUCGAAAGUCUCAUGGUGAGCAUGACAAGUUGGUUGGAUAAGUUUUCCAAAGAUUAUCGACAUGUGUCAAAGUGUUUGACAAAAGAGAGGAGUGCUAUAAAAGAGCAGGACAGCAUGUCGUCGUCAUCAUCCUCGGAGAAUAUUGAUGAAAGCAGGGACGAUUUGCAAACCGUUAUCGACUUGAGAGAGGAAGUCGAAGAGGAGGAAGAGGAAAAAUCGAAUGCUUUUAUAAAACUUGUUGUGUCCUUGUGGUAUGUGAUCAUCUCGCAUUCCGACCUAGUCUGCUACUUUGUCGUUUUUCUGAACCAAAUCAAGUCUGCAAGUAUCUUGUCACUUCCUUUGCCAUUGAUGGUCCUACUUUGGGGAUCACUCUCCGUUCCAAGACCUACAAAGACGUUCUGGGUCACCAUUAUUGCUUACACAGAAGCCAUGGUGGUCCUAAAAUACCUUUUCCAAUUUGACUUUUUUCCUUGGAAUGGAAAAGCGAUUCAAGUAAAGAAAGAUCCGUUUUGGCCUCCCAAAAUCCUUGGAAUUGAGAAACAAGAGAAAUAUGCGGUUUACGACGUGGUCUUACUCAUGGUUGUAUUUUUCCACCGAUUUAUGCUCAAGUCGCUUGGACUUUGGAAAAAUAACUCUUCUACUCAACAGCUCAAAUUUCAACAGUUAGAACAGCAGCAGCAACAAUUGAUGGCUUUACAACAAGAACAUCAAGCACGAUUACAACAGCAACAAACAAAUUCCACGUCAGCGUCGUCUUCAUCGGACGAAAAAUUAGUGGAUAGAGUUCUCUGGGAAGAAAUUAAUUAUUUUAGUUAUGUUAAACUAUGUGUCACAAAGUACGUCUCAUCAAUCCAAAUAUUUUUCUCGCAAAUCCUCAAUCUUGAGUACAAAGUGAAAGUAGAUGUGUAUUCCUACAUGUUUAUGUGUGACUUUUUCAACUUUCUCGUGGUCAUUUUUGGAUUUGCGUCAUUUGGAUCUCAAGAUGGUGAUGUGAGCCGUUACUUAGAAGAGAACAAAGUUCCGGUACCCUUUCUGGUCAUGGUUAUUUUGCAAUUCGCUCUCAUAGUCAUUGACAGAGCAUUGUACUUGAGGAAAGAUAUCAUGGGAAAAUUCUUCUUUCAAAUCGCUCUUGCUACAUUCGUACACAUAGCAAUGUUUUUUAUACUUCCAUCAGUUACAGAAAGAGAUUUCAAUGCAAAUCUUCCUCCACAAAUGUGGUACUUUGUGAAGUGCAUAUAUUUGUUGCUCUCAGCAUAUCAAAUUCGUUCUGGAUAUCCCACCAGAAUUUUGGGGAAUUUCUUGUGUAAAAAGUAUAAUUACUUGAACAUGUUCCUUUUCAAGGGUUUUAUGGCAGUUCCAUUCUUAUUUGAAUUAAGAGCAUUGAUGGACUGGAUUUGGACCGAGACAAGCAUGACGCUCUCGGAUUGGUUAAAGCUUGAAGAUAUUUUCGCCCAUAUAUUUCAACUUAAGUGUCAAAGACGCGUUGAGCAAGAGUAUCCUCAAGGAAGAGGCCAAUCGAAACCACGGUGGUCAAAAUACACUAUUGGUGGUGGUUCACUAUUUCUCAUAAUUGCCAUCAUUUGGUUCCCACUCGUCCUCUUUGCGUUGGGUAACACGGUCGGAAUUGCAAACAAACCAUUGGACAUAUCACUUGAAAUAACUCUGGGAAGCUACCAACCAAUUUACACAAUGUCGGCUCAGAAAAAUUCUCUUCAGCAAUUUUCCAACGCGAAUUGGGAAAACUUGGAGUACUUUUACCGGAAGGAUAAAUCAGGACUCAACUUUUUAUCCAAUUACGAGUGGGAGGACGUUUGGGUUGCCAGACUCAACGGAAAUAGCUCUGGGGUGUGGGGGAUAUCACCUCCCAGCAAGGAAAAGUUGAUAGAGGAGCUCAGUUCAAAAGAUAACUCUGUCGGUGUUCGUUUAACAUGGGCGGUUUCGAGGGACUCGUCCAACCCAAAUGUUCAAGGGAUUGCUCGCGGAAAGGGGGACGAAAUUAAGUUGACUCCUGAAAACAGAGAAAAUAUUAUUCAAAUGAUCAAUGGGACUGGAAAUUCUACGCAGCCCAUCAAAAUUAUGUCAGCUUUUCCCAAGGUUUUGCGGGUUUCGAACUUGGGAAAAGCAGAAGUAGCGUAUGCCCUCAACCAAGCCUUGAUUGACGACCGUCAUUGGCGAUUCAAUAAAAUGACGCAACCGGUUGAUUCCACCAUCACGAAUGUUCCGGCCUCCAAUGCUGUUCUUCGAAAUUUGACGCUCAAGUUGGAGAGGAGUGUGAACGGGGAGGAGUGGUGGGUGGUGGAGGAGGAUUGCAAUGAGCAGGAAAAAUCUCACGGUCUCCCUCUCUCAGACCGAUGUGCACAUCUGAACCUUUACACUUUUAAUGAGAAGGCUUUCCCACCCACGCUAUCGUUCAUUUCUGGAGGAGGCAUUAUCGGCCUCUACACAACGCUCGUACUGGUUGCGAGUAAAUUUGUUCGAGGUUUCUUUUCCGGAAUCUCGUUUCUCAUCAUGUUUGACGAUAUGCCAAAUGUAGACAGAAUUUUCCAGUUGUGCUUGGACAUUUAUUUGGUUCGUGAAAGUGGUGAAUUAGCUUUGGAAGAAGAUCUAUUUGCAAAACUCAUCUUUUUGUAUAGAAGUCCCGAAACGUUGAUUAAAUGGACUCGUCCAAAAACUGAAAUCAAAAAUGAAUAAUAUAGACUUUUUUAAAACCCCCCUUCUUUUUAUAUGUUUACGUGUUGUUUGUACGUUGUAAAAAUAAACAUUGUCACGUGAGUUAUCAAAUAAAUAAUUGUUCCUCGGAACAUGAAUUAUUAUAA